Aspergillus versicolor CBS 583.65 is the source of this 1842-nucleotide messenger RNA. Its product is annotated as Zn(II)2Cys6 transcription factor. Lineage: Eukaryota; Fungi; Ascomycota; Eurotiomycetes; Eurotiales; Aspergillaceae. The coding region runs from base 1 to 1842 and encodes 613 amino acids. Gene Ontology annotation, biological process: regulation of DNA-templated transcription; DNA-templated transcription. Gene Ontology annotation, molecular function: DNA-binding transcription factor activity, RNA polymerase II-specific; zinc ion binding; transcription cis-regulatory region binding. The record is from RefSeq and is a predicted model, not a curated record. Gene Ontology annotation, cellular component: nucleus. The transcript is spliced from 4 exons.
AUGGAGGACCAGAUCGCGGCGCUGCGAGACACAUUCGGGGAUUGUAAACCGCCCGAGAUCAGCAGGAAAAUCACAGCCUGCGUUGCUUGUCGGAAGCAGAAGAUUAAAUGUCAUAUGAAAGCAGAUGGCCAGCCGCCGUGUACGCGGUGCGCCAAACGGGGCCUGCCCUGUACCGUCAAUCGCAGCCUACAGAUGCUGCUGGAGGACGACAUUACAUGGAAGCACGGAAUUACAGAGAAGAUCCGAAGGCUAGAGGGCGUCACGAAUGAGCUUAUGGCUCGAGUGCCUGGGUCUAUCCAGCCUGCACAGCCCAAAGAGCAAAGACCAGAGCAUACAGAAGUUGCUGAAGGCACUGAUGGUAAUGAAGAGCAGACCUGGGAAGUCGAUCCGAAAUGCGAACCAGCCUCUAUCCCAGCAUCGUGCAUCUCAGAAAUGAGCAACCCCAGUCUGCGCGAAGCCCCAGCCUCGCCAGCGAACCUGAUCUCCAGGGGUAUCUUGACGCGACACGAAGCAGAAGAACUCUUCCAGAGAUACCAUGAGCGCCUCGACCACCUUCUCUAUCGUAUCCUCGGAGACCAUCAAAGCCUAGAAACGGUUUUAGCCAGUUCCCCCCUCUUAACAGCCGCCAUCUGCACCGUCGCUGCGCUGCACUCGCAGACAUUCGGCCAUCUGUUCGACAAGUGCUAUCGCGAGUUCAAGCAGCUGGUGGGCGCAACCACAUUCUCACGAACCCAUAAUAUAGACGACGUCCGGGGGCUUUGCAUCGGCGCAUUCUGGCUGCACGAGCUAUCCUGGUCCUUAGCAGGCACUGCCGUCCGAAUCGCCCUCGAAAUAAAACUAAACCACAGCAUCUACCAAGCCCUAAAAGGCGUCCGCUCCGCAUACAUGCAAACACGGCUCUACUACCUCGUCUACGUCUGCGACCACCACUGCUCCGUGCUGUACGGCCGCCCACCCAUGUCCCGCGACUGCGACAGCAUCAAAGCAGCAACGCCCUUCCUCGAAACCGAACACGCAACCGAAGACGACGUGCGGCUCGUCUCGCAGGUGAAGAUCUGGCUCAUCUCCGCAUCUGUCUUCGAUACUUUCGGCGUGGACGUCGAAACGCCAGUCCCGCCGUCGAAACUCGCCCAGCUGCGCCGCUUCUCGAUCGCGCUGGAUACCUGGUACGCGGACUGGAGUGAUAGCUUUGGCCCGAAUGCGCGGGUUGGGAAUUACCCAGCGAAAGGCGUAGGGCUGCACUUCCACUUUGCGAAGCUGUAUCUAUGCUCGCAUGCGUUUCGGGGUGCGCAAUCCUCGCCUGACCCGAGGCGGCGAUUCUCAAGUUCUGAGAUGGAAGAGGUUGCAAACACAGCUGUGCUCUGUGCGGCGUCGAUAUUGGGCGUUAUGACAGCUGAUACAGAAUUGCAGUCUCUGUUGAACGGGCUGCCGCUGUGCUUUGAUACGAUGAUUGCCUUUGCGGUUGUCUUUCUGCUGAAGGUUGCCACGGAGUAUACGGACGCUGUUACCAUGGAUAAAGGGAAGAUGCUCUCUCUUGUGGAUCAGACAAUUGCCAUGCUGCAGCGGACGACGAGCAAGAUGCAUAGACAGCAUCUGCUUGUACGGAUUGGGUGUGGAGUGCAGAGGCUGCGUAGCAAGUUUGAGAGCAGCAGCAGCAAUAAUAACGUAUCUGCUCGUCAUGAGGUUCCGGUAUUCGGGACGCCGCAGACUUCGCCUGUGGAUCUGUUCCAGGGAGAUAUUGAGUGGAUGCAGAAUAUGAGUGACUUUGACUUGUUUAAUCUCCAGGCGCCUCUUUCGGGGCUUGGGGAGUGGCCGCUGGAUGGGGAGUUUCACGCCUUGUGA